Molecule: messenger RNA, 1329 nt
Organism: Pipistrellus nathusii (Nathusius's pipistrelle)
Lineage: Eukaryota; Metazoa; Chordata; Mammalia; Chiroptera; Vespertilionidae
Source: the annotation of a GenBank genome assembly
AUGAGGCCCCGCUGCCGGGCGGCCGCGCUGCUGCUGCUCGCGCUGUCGGUGCUGCUGCUCGCGCUGCGGGCCCUGCGCCCCGGCCCCGCGCCCCCGCCGCCCGCGCGCCCCGCGCCCGCCACGCCGCGCCCCCCCGCGCCGGCCCCCGCGCGCCCCGCCGGCCGGGGCGCCCCCAUCUGGGCGGGCCCAGGCGCCCCGCCGCACCGGCCCCCGCGUCCGCGCCCCCGAGCCGGCCGCCGCCGGGGCGCACCGCGCCCGGAGAAGUUGGCGAGGAGACCCGGAGAGCCCAGGAGUUCCCGUGCUGCGCUGCCCCAGAGGCUCUGGAUGCACCUGGCUGUGGUGGCCUGCGGCAACCGGCUGGAGGAAACGCUGGUCAUGCUGAAGUCAGCCGUGCUCUUCAGCCACAGGAAGAUGCACUUCCACAUUUUCACAGAAGAAUCUCUGAAGCCCGAGUUUGAUAAGCAGUUACAGCAGUGGCCUGACUCGUAUACGGAGAAGUUUGUGCACAGAAUCUACCCCAUCACAUUUUCCACGGGAAACCCCCAGGAGUGGAGGAAGCUGUUCAAACCCUGCGCUGCCCAGAGACUCUUCCUCCCGGUGAUUUUAAAGGACGUGGACUCGCUCCUCUACGUGGACACAGACGUCCUCUUUCUGAGGCCCAUCGAGGACAUCUGGAAGCUCCUGUGGCAGUUCAACGCCACCCAGCUUGCCGCCAUGGCCCCUGAGCACGAAAUCCCUAAGACCGGCUGGUACAGCCGCUUUGCCCAGCACCCUUUCUAUGGCUCUGCAGGAGUUAAUUCAGGAGUCAUGCUAAUGAAUUUAACUCGUAUAAGAAGCACCCAGUUCAAGAACGGCAUGAUUCCAACAGGGCUGGCUUGGGAGGACAUGCUGUACCCUCUAUACCAGAAGUACAAGAAUGCCAUCACGUGGGGAGACCAAGAUUUAUUAAAUAUUAUUUUUUACUUCAAUCCAGAGUGUCUCUAUGUGUUCCCCUGCCACUGGAACUACCGUCCUGACCACUGCAUGUAUGGUAGCAACUGCAAAAGGGCGGAGCUCGAAGGGGUGUCUGUUCUACAUGGGAACCGUGGCGUCUACCAUGAUGAUAAGCAGCCGACUUUCAAAGCCCUCUAUGAAGCCAUACGGGACUUUCCCUUUCAAGACAAUCUCUUUCAAUCCAUGUAUUACCCUCUUCAGUUGAAGUUUUUGGAAACUGUACACACUUUAUGUGGACGAAUCCCACAAGUGUUUCUGAAGCAAAUUGAGAAAACAAUGAAAAGGGCUUAUGAGAAGCAUGUCAUCAUGCAUGUUGGCUCCAACCAGAUGCGCUGA